CUUUCUCUUCACGCUAUCUCGCAUGAAAACUUUCCAUAAAUUGCAUGCAAACUCAGACCCCCGUUGAAACUCUCUCACUCCCCAUUUCAGUCUCUCACUGGUCAAGCUUUUUCCCAUAUUUUCAAUUCCCCCAGAUUUCCCCCUAAUUAAAUAUCUCCCUCUCCCUCUCCCUCUCAUCGCAAUUUCAGAACCCUCUUCUCUCAAAAAUCUCGGAAAGUUCGAAGCUUUCUCUCACUCUCAAAACUCCAUUGCCGGAAAUUUCAUAGCUGUUGAGGCAGGGGAUGGAGGGUUUUCGCGGUUUCCCGGAAACGGCGUCGCUUUGGGCUCCGGAAUUUUUGUUGCCGGAAUGUGUGCCCGGAAGCUCAUCGUCGCAGAACCACAUUGGGGGAGAAUCCCAUUCUGAUCAAACCCUGGAGGCUGCCUUUUCUCGCCUAAAUGUGUCAGCUUUCAGCCGCCAGCAGCAGCGGAUUUCCGGCAUUGACUGCGGCAAUUACAGUAAUGGGCCGGCGCUGAACUACCCAUCAAGCGAUCACGGAUUUAGAGGCGGAAAUUCGAUGCCUUUUUGCAGCGGCGAGUGGUUGCAGAGUCGUCUGAACUCACAGAACGGCGGGGGUGGGGAUUUAGGGAAUUUUGGUCUUGAAAAUUGCUGGGUGGGAAAUGGCUCGAAUGGCUUUGUUCCCAAUCAAGAUUGCUGGGUGCAUUCUGACAUUGCUGGGUUUCAGGAACCUCUGGAUCGCCUGUCGUUGGCUGAUUUGCGCGGAAAUAUCGCUGCUUUGGCCAAGCAGCAGCACGGCUGUCGAUUUCUGCAGAAAACAAUGGAGGAUGCACCGAACAGGGAUGUGAUUGAUUUAAUAUUCUUGGAGGUUAUGGAAAAUGUGGUCGUUUUGAUGCUCGACCCUUACGGGAACUAUGUCGUUCAGAAGCUUGUGGAGGUCUGCACCGAAGAGCAGAGGACCCGUAUGCUUUCGAAGUUGAUAUUGGAGAGUCAUACGUCACUGGUUUGUAUUGCCCUCGACACUCGCGGAACUCGUAGUGUACAGAAAUUGUUGCAGUACGUUACUAACCAAGAGCAAGUGUCGUUGAUUAUGGGAGCUCUGAGCCCUGCUGCCGCUGUGUUGAGUAAGAACAACAAUGGCCAACAUGUGAUCGAACAGUGCUUAGAGAAUUUUUCUGAGGAAGACAACAGGGGUCUUCUGCUUGUGGUGGCUAUUAAUUGUUCCACAAUUGGGAAGGACAAAAGUGGCUGUUGUGUGCUACAAAAGUGCAUUGAACACUCUAGUGGUGAAAAUAGAGAACGCCUGGUUGCUGCUAUCAUAGCGCAAGCAACAGUACUUGCAGUAGAUCGCUACGGAAACUACGUGGUGCAACAUUUACUAGGUUUGAGGAUCCCGCAAAUCACACAAAAUCUUUUGAGACAACUUCAAGGCAGUUAUAUUUCUAUAUCAUUGAAUAAGUUUGGUAGCUGCGUUGUGGAGAAAUGCUUGUCCGAGUCAAGCGAAGAACAAUCUUCACAGAUUAUAUUUGAGUUGGUCACCAACCCAAAUGUGUCAAUGCUUCUUGUUCACCAGUAUGGGAACUUUGUCAUCCAGACAGCACUCGAGGUUUCUAAGGGUAUCUACCAUCAAGCUCUACUAAAUCUGGUUAAUUUAUACUCCGAAUUUCUGCGUGGCAAUUCUUAUGGAAGAAAAGUACUUGCUCGGCUUGACAGGUGCCUGCGACAUAUAUAGAAAUGCAAAGCUUCUUCCGCCUACGUUGCAAAGUCACCUUUGUAGGUGUUGGAAGAACGGAAAAUAUGCGUGUGGAUAUCAGCAGCCGGCUAGGAGCUAACUUUAGUCUUGUAAUAUCGAAAUCCUGUCCAAAGGAGAUCACAGAGGGAUGAUUAAUGUCCGUUACGAAACUGUAGAGUUGUGUGAUCCUCCCAUUGUUUUGGGGGAAUAGGUUUUUGUGUAUUGUGAUCUCUCCCACAGUUGAUUGUUGUACUCUGUUAUGUCAACUAGGAAGGCAAUAGCUACGUUGGAAUUGUUCUGAUUAACUCUGCUGUAAUUUUCUUUUCUUUUAUUUAUGUAAAAGUUAAAACAAUUGAGAUGCUA
Malus domestica (apple) is the source of this 2090-nucleotide messenger RNA. Its product is annotated as pumilio homolog 12-like. Gene Ontology annotation, molecular function: mRNA binding. NCBI's taxonomy places the organism in Eukaryota, Viridiplantae, Streptophyta, Magnoliopsida, Rosales, Rosaceae. Gene Ontology annotation, cellular component: cytoplasm. The record is from RefSeq and is a predicted model, not a curated record. Gene Ontology annotation, biological process: post-transcriptional regulation of gene expression.